AUGAGGCUCGCUACGCUGAUCUCUCUGGUGAGGCCGAUCGGCCCGGUGGUAGUUGGCAUCUCGCUGGGCUUCACCCUCAGUCUGCUCAGCGUCACAUGGGUAGACGAGAGCUGCGGCUUCGGUGCCGUUGGAGCGACACAGGAGACCCCGGUGGCACCGCCGGGAGGUGCGCGUAAACCCAACUCCAUAGCUAACGGUAACGCCGAAGAGGAUGACUUCCAGCCCAGAAUAGUGCCAUACCACAAACCCACUCAGCAGGUCUCUCAAAAAAAAGUGAUCAGAGCCAAGUACGCCAGCACGGAACUGGGAAUUCGUGAACGUCUGUUCGUAGCUGUCCUGACCUCCAAGAACAACUUGAACACGUUGGCAGUGGCUAUUAACAGAACCCUAAACCACCACCUGGAUGGCUGCCUUAUGUUUUUUACCAGCUCCCGCAGCCGCAAAGUCCCACACGGGAUGUUCGUUUUCGCCCACGGUGACGAGCACCCGGUGCCCAACAUGUUUCAGACAAUAAAAUACCUUUUGGAGCACCAUGUGGCAGAGUACGAUUGGUUCUACCUUCUCCAGGAUGACACUUACACCCAGCCUGACAGGCUGAAGACCUUGGUGAGCCACUUGAGCAUGGACCUCCAUUUGUACAUGGGCCGCCCUGGAGAGUUCAUCGGAGGUAAAGCCCAGGGAGGGUACUGCCAGGGCAGCUCAGGCUUUCUUUUAUCUAGGGCUUUGUUAAUGAAGCUUCAGCCCUUCUUGGAGCGCUGCAGAGUGGAUAUUGUAAGCACCAGACCUGACGAAUGGCUGGGACGCUGCAUUAUUGAUUACAUUGGCACUAGCUGUGUGGAGGAGCAUGAGGGACUUCAUUAUAAUUCCUUUGAGAUGAAGCAAAACACUAACCCUAUGACAGAAGAUAGUCAAGGCUUCCAGGAUGCUCUGUCAGUUCACCCAGUGAGCAGCCCAGAGCAGAUAUAUCGUCUGCACAGAUACUUCGCAGAGAGGGAGCUGCAGAAAACCUACGAGGAGAUCAAGAAACUACAGGAGGAAAUAAAGAACAUCAGCCGCAUUGCUGCAGACGGCAAAAGAAGUGCAUUGUGGCCCGUGGGCGUCCAGCCUCCCUUUGAGCCCAAGAAUCGCUUUGAGGUUCUGCGCUGGGACUAUUUCACAGAGGAGCAGCUGUUCUCCUGCACCGACGGUGCUCCCAAAUGCCCGCUGAGCGGCGCCGACCGCGCCGACGUGGCCGACGUCAUCCAGGUCGCCGUGGCAGAGCUGAGCAAGCGAUAUUCACCCGCGCUGGAACUCACCGUGCCGCGCUUAGUCAACGGCUACCGCCGCUUCGACCCGACCCGUGGCAUGGAGUACACUUUGGACCUGCAGCUUCGGGCUGAGACAAAAUCCGGUUCCAGGGAAAUGGUCACCAGGCGAGUCCAUUUAGUGCGCCCGUUGAGCCGGGUAGAGAUCAUCCCCAUGCCUUAUGUCACAGAGGCCAUGAGGGUGCACAUUUUGCUGCCACUGACGUGCGCCGAUCGUUCCGCAGCACUUGAAUUUUUGGAACGUUCUGCGUCGAAUCUGUUCGAGCCCACCGAGAACGCCGUACUGAGCCUUCUGUUUCUGUAUGAGCCUGGCGAGGCACAGAAAUUAGGCACUGAUGACAUUUUUGCAGAUGUCAAAGCCAAGGUGAGCGCCCUGGAACGUCGUUUUCCGAACCUUAAGGUUCCAUGGAUCAGCAUGAAGACGGAAAAUCCUGGGCUUUUGCGUGUGCUUGAUGUGGUAUCCAGAAAGCAUCCAGCGGACACUUUGUUUUUAUUAGUGACCGCCGAUACGAUGCUAAAUUCUGAGUUUCUAAACCGCUGCCGCAUGAACGCCAUCAGCGGCUGGCAGGUCUUCUUCCCUGUACAUUUCCAAAAUUACGACCCGCAGGUGGCCUAUCCCAAUCAAACCGCGCCCACCGUUCCCGAACUAUCACGGGAGGCGGGUCACUUUGACCGCCACGCCUUCCAAGAGGCGUGCUUCUACAACGGCGACUACGUGUUCGCGCGUGGCCGCAUGGACUCGGAAAUCCGGGAGGACGAGGACCUCCUGGAGAGCCUGGACGUCUAUGACGUCUUCGUGCGCUACUCGGGCCUGCACGUCUUCCGCGCCGUAGAACCAGCGCUGUGCCAGGAAUACAGAAACCGCAAGUGUGACCCUCGGCUCAGCGAAGACGUUUUUCAUCGCUGCCUCCAAAGCAAACACGAGAGCGUGGGCUCCCGGUCGCAGCUGGCAAUGCUGAUGUUCGAGCAAGAACAGGGCAAUAGCACCUGAUAUCCGGAACAAUUCGGGGUGCAGAGAUCAUAGACUGCCGACAUGCUAGAUAGGUUCAGCUCUGCAAGAUUUCUACAGGAGGGAUUUGCAGGAUGGAAAUCUGUGCUUGAAGGAUGGAUGAACAGCUGGAUGAGGGGAAAUGUUUGAAGUUCUGGCAGAAAGGACUCCUUAAAGGCAGCAAGAUGCCACAAAGGGAGAAAAAAAACUUUGCCAUGGGUAAUGUUGUGUACAACAAAACUGCAGACUGUCUGGGUGACAAAAAAAUCCAGUUUCAAGAACCUUCAUUUCUGUAUUUUUAAAUCCACCCACAUUAGAAAUGUAUUCCUGUCUCACGCCCACGCUCCUUUCCUGUUUGCUCCGUUUGUCUGGGGCAUCCAGCUGAGAAACUAGCGCCUGUGUGCCUUUACAUUCACUCCUUCAUGUAUUUGUGACUGUAAAUAACCUGAGGCAAAUAUAUUUUUGAG
Messenger RNA from Trichomycterus rosablanca, 2759 nucleotides. It is a transcript of the gene chpfb, whose product is annotated as chondroitin polymerizing factor b. Gene Ontology annotation, cellular component: Golgi cisterna membrane. Bases 1 to 2295 code for a protein of 764 amino acids. Gene Ontology annotation, molecular function: glucuronosyl-N-acetylgalactosaminyl-proteoglycan 4-beta-N-acetylgalactosaminyltransferase activity. The record is from RefSeq and is a predicted model, not a curated record. NCBI's taxonomy places the organism in Eukaryota, Metazoa, Chordata, Actinopteri, Siluriformes, Trichomycteridae. The transcript is spliced from 4 exons.